UUAGGGCGAUAUGAACGGGAUGACAACAGGUGAUAAUGAGGACGAAGACGAAGACGACGACGACGACGACGAGUGCGACGAUGAUCCGCCACGACCGAGCCUCGGCUCGCUACAAUACGCCCUUAUCUUCAACAGCAACUUCCAGCAAAGUGGAUCAGAUUCUAUCCAUCCACCUCAUUCACAGAGGCUUCAUGCUUGGAAGCUAUUCAAAGAAAACGUACACCCUCUUGCUACCAUUUUACACGUACCUUCAGUGGAACCUUUAGUCCUCCAGGCGAUGCAGAACACGCAGAACCUUGCGCCUCGUAUCGAGGCUCUCUUGUUCGUUAUAUAUUUUGGUGCCGUCAACAGCAUUAGCCCAGAUGACUGCGAAUUACAGUUCGGGUCACCGCAAUCUGCUCUGCUGGUAGGGUUCAGGCGGGGCGUAGACAGUGCUCUCGUGCGCUCAAGGAUGAUGGAGACGGACGACAUGCUCAUACUGCAGACGUUCGUCAUUUACUUAGUGAUCUUGCGAUCGGUCGACCCUACAUACUCUUGGAACAUGACCGGUCUAGCCGUUCGACUCGCCCAGGCUCUUGGAAUGCACCGUGACGGAAGGCUUCUGAACCUCAGCCCGUUUGAUGCCGAAAUGCGGCGCCGGCUUUGGUGGGGUAUAUGUAUUCUGGACACUCCCGCUUCAGAGGAAUAUUCGGGCUCGACUGGUGUCUUAGAGCUCAGUAGCUUCGAUUCGAGGCCCCCUCUCAACGUCAACGAUUCCGAUCUGCAUCCUGAUAUGACAGAUGAUCCAGCCGAGUCUCAAGACUUGACGGACAUGUCCUUCACUGUUGCUCGAUGCUGGGCCUCAAAUGUCUGGCGAACCAUGAUUGAUACGCGCAGAGCCGAUCCAGAUAGCGAAAAAAGCUUCCGGUUGAUGACAUUGGCAGAGAGGCAGAGCUGGGUCGACAGAAAGUCGCAGGAGAUUAGUGGCCGAUUUUCUGGUGACACAAACUCGAGGAAGUCGCUUCACCUAUUGUUGAGUUCCUUCACCGGUACCAUCAUCAAAAAUCUUCGCUUCUUAGCUCUUAACCCACUCGAGCCUGGAUCUCAAUUAGACGAUGACCAAAGAAAACGAGUCCUACAGGAUGCAAUCGAAUGUAUGACACAUUCAUAUCGACUACGUACAGAUUCUCUCGUAGCACACUGGUCGUGGCUGACAAAAGGUUACCAUGAGUGGCAUGCGUUCGCUAUCAUAUUAUCAGAGCUAUCCAACCGACCGUUGGUCAGAGAUGCCACCAAAGCAUGGCAGGUUAUAGAACAAAGUGCUGUACUGCGCUGGGAUUCAUCAACGCGACACCGAAAGGUGCACCAGUGGCGGUCGGUAAUGAGAGGUAUUGACAAGGCUAGAAGACGCCGGAAGAAAGAGUUGGGGCGUCGUAAAUCUGCCAAUACGACCCCGUCUUCAACCCUUCCACUUGAAACGGGCCCAGCAAUACAGCAAGGGCUGUCGAACCAUCCACAGGCACAUCAGAGUGACUUCCCUUUACUGGAAAAUGCCUUGAAUCACGAAUUUCAAGUAUCCAUGAGCCAAGCGGAUGAAUUUAUGGGAUCUCUGUUAGGCCCUGUUGAUCAGUGCAAUUUCAGUGGUGACGAUGGGCAACUGUAUUAUCUUUGACAAAAGCCAAGCUACGAUAGAGUAGAUCAAACUUUAAACGCAUCAAAAAAGACUGCAGCAGACAUCUUGACUAUAUAAUAACCCCGUGUACUGAAUUCUGAUGCCGGCUCAACCCGCUGGAUCCGAGGCUUCGGACUACGUCGGUCUGGUGCUCGGGCUCGUUAAGAGACUGACGGGUUUCUGAUGGACACGUCUGGUACAGAUAGAAUGGUACGUCAAGUUCAGCGGCCGCCCCGAAGACAGGUCAGAAUCGGAGGUCAACGUGGUUAGUACAAUCAAUAUGGGCUCUGCCAGUGCUCCGACUAACCCGAGUCCCGGAC
Messenger RNA from Fusarium odoratissimum NRRL 54006, 1971 nucleotides. RefSeq lists its product as uncharacterized. Gene Ontology annotation, biological process: DNA-templated transcription. The transcript has 3 exons. NCBI's taxonomy places the organism in Eukaryota, Fungi, Ascomycota, Sordariomycetes, Hypocreales, Nectriaceae. The record is from RefSeq and is a predicted model, not a curated record. Bases 11 to 1651 code for a protein of 546 amino acids. Gene Ontology annotation, molecular function: zinc ion binding; DNA binding.